AUGCAUUGUUCCAGCGACUGGUCCGCCCGGUCGCGGCUCAUUUUGUAUUCGCUCGGUGCUCCGACGCCCCGUUUAUGGCCACCGAAUGUGAGUGCGCCGUUCGUGGGUUUCGCCGUGUGGGUCCGUUUUCGUACCGCGAGCGUACGGAGCGCGUCGCGAUUGUUUAUUUAUCCGCGCGAACGGAAUGCAACGCGAGAUGUCGACGCCUCCCAACCGUCACUCACCGUGGCCGUCAUGGUGGGCGCGUGGCCGCCGUGUGGCCGCGACCUGCCGCCACCCAGGCGGAAGCUUCUGUUCAGCGUCGACAGGAACCCGGCGCGGUGCCACUUGCUCGGCUCUAGUCGCACUUCCAUCGCUCCGUUUACAUCGCACUGGCCCUCGACCGCGUCUUCGCUCCCCCAACAAAGCUCGCGCCCAUUCGUCGCGAGACCAAACUUGCCGCGCGCUUCGUGUAGUCCGCGCGACCCGCGCCGCCUACCGUACGCGCCGUACUUCGGCCUCGCCCAUUCACUACGCUACGCUGACGGCGCCUCUCCCUCGACUCGCUCACUUUCGUUUUCACAAUCGAUUCGCGGCCGUCACGAGAGCGCUGGA
This is a messenger RNA of Iphiclides podalirius (scarce swallowtail), 594 nucleotides long. The record is from the annotation of a GenBank genome assembly. NCBI's taxonomy places the organism in Eukaryota, Metazoa, Arthropoda, Insecta, Lepidoptera, Papilionidae.